AUGCGGGGUGCGCUAUUUGGAGAUCAGAUAGAGGCAUACAAGGACGCAUUUGUGCACAAAGGAGAAUAUGAAACAGUUGAUGCUCCCAUCAGGCAUGCAGACCCACAAUGGAAGAAAACCGAAGAGGAGCUUGACUUCCAGAUGACCUUUGGACGGCAGACAGUCAUCCAACGUGUGAACGCUGAAGCAGGCCCUAUCCUGCCCGACUACCAGUCCAUUGCUUCUAUCCCAAGAGCUGGGGAUCCUGAUGAUAGAUAUGAUAUUGUUGGAGUGGUUCUAUAUGUUGAGGAACAGCCAAGGACUAUUACCACUACCCAGGACCGCCAAGUCUUGGUUCGAGAAAUUAUCAUUGCUGAUCACAGGUAUCUUUGCCAGCCACCAUCAUUUAUCUUAGUGUCACCUUUCACUCAUACAAACACACUGAUAUAUCUACCACUUCUAUUUGUCAUCUCUGAACAACCAUUAAUCAUCUCCAUCUGGAAUGAUCUUGCUGAAGCUGAUUGUGACUCGCUCUCCUGCUGGGGUGAGAAGUUUGUUGUGGUUGGCUUCACUUCCUUGAGGGCCACAUCCCACAAAGGUUUCUCCCUCUCAUCAAGCAUAUCCACUGUGUUCGUUCAUGAUCCUGAAGGGCACAGAGCAGAUGCACUGAAAGAAUGGGCACUCCGCCAUCAAGUUGUCCUUGCUGAUAGACAGGCACGGGUCCUUGAUGUUAGGAACCCCUCCAAUGAAAAGGUGAUCAUAACCCUAGAUGAACUGAGGAACAAAAAGAAGACCAACACUCUCCAAGAGGAGCGCCCUUGGUUAAAAGUGUGUAUAUCUGAUGCAAGACUUGAGAAAGUGCAUGCUUAUCUUGGCUGCCCUAACGGUGGUAAGACAACCACUGUGCCAGUUGGUGAAGCUUUUAACUGUCUGACCUGCUCUAGGAACGGCGUUAUAUCCACUCCUAGAAUCACUUUCAACUGCGAAGUCUCAGAUGACACGGGCACAUAUGCCUUCACAACCUUCACCGAGGAUUCUGAAAGACUUUUCAGAAUGGCUGUUGCUGAUAUCUUCAGGAUGAAACACGCUUUAAGUAAAGUAGCAAUUGAGGAAGAUGUCGUGGAGGAUGUCCUCACAACUGAUGCCAAUAGAGCAGAGAAUGCUACCGGGACAGAUGUGGCCACUGAAGGAAAUGCAAGCGCACAGAAUGCUAUUUCUUUGAAUGCUGGGCAUGCUGAUGUAGAAGAUUACACCAAUGCUGAUCCUUUGGAUGCGGAAAAUGCAGCUACUGAAGAUGAUGAUGCUAAUCACAGUUCAGAGGAAUGA
Spinacia oleracea (spinach) is the source of this 1305-nucleotide messenger RNA. Its product is annotated as replication protein A 70 kDa DNA-binding subunit B-like. The transcript has 7 exons. The record is from RefSeq and is a predicted model, not a curated record. The coding region runs from base 1 to 1305 and encodes 434 amino acids. Lineage: Eukaryota; Viridiplantae; Streptophyta; Magnoliopsida; Caryophyllales; Amaranthaceae.